GGGGCGUGGUCGUAUCUGCAGUGCACAGCAGUCAUGAAUUUGGAACUUUUGCAGACGGUGGAUCAAAGUUACCCAGAGCACAACGAUGGAAUUCUGGACUCUGGCAGCGAAGCUCUCACGUGCGCCUUCAACAGACGCGGGACUCUCCUGGCGGUAGGCUGUAACGAUGGCCGAAUAGCAAUCUGGGACUUCAUGACCCGCAGCAUUGCCAGAAUGUGCAAUUCUCACAUUCAUCCUAUCACUUCUCUAAGCUGGAGUCGUAGUGGCCGAAAGCUCCUCAGCUCCUCCACUGACUGGAACGUGAUGCUGUGGGACGUUGCCACCGGCGAUAUGGACCUCCGUCUCCGUUUCCCCUCCCCCAUCCUCCACACACAGUUCCACCCCAGAGACAAGUCAGUGUUCCUGGUGUGCCCGAUGAAGAAUGUACCUCUGGUGGUGAGGAGAACGGGAGAGGAAUAUACACACACCCCACUACCCACUGAUGGAGAGUCAGAAAUCAACAUAGUGGCCUCAUUUGACAGACGAGGAGAGAGGAUCGUCACGGGGAGCUCCAAGGGAAAGAUUCUCAUCAUUGACUCCUGCACAUUAGACGUUCUCAAGUCAUUCAAGGUCUACAGCGGAGCAUCAACUGCCACUGCCAUCAAAUCUAUUGAGUUUGCCAGGAGAGGAAGGUGCCUGUACUACAUCUAACAACUCUUUCAUUUCUUUCUCAACUCUGACCGAGCCUUCAAAAUCUGACAAAUUUCCACAUGCCUACACUAUCAUACACUAUAAUUGAGUACAGAAACGGAAGUACAGGCUAACAAACCACCCUGAAUACAUAUAGCUGGGAGAGUGCAGUGCAAGCCACCCUUAAUAGUU
This is a messenger RNA of Geodia barretti, 861 nucleotides long. NCBI's taxonomy places the organism in Eukaryota, Metazoa, Porifera, Demospongiae, Tetractinellida, Geodiidae. The record is from the annotation of a GenBank genome assembly.